UACUUUUAUUUGUUAGUUUUGGUAAAUAUUUACUUGAUUUCACUCAUUGAUAUUGUAAUUUAUUCAUACGUAGUUUGAACAUAUGUAUUUAUAUUGUUAAAAAUUGUAUACAUCCCAUAAAAAUCAAGGAUUUUAGUUAACAUAAAGAGUUAUGGGAACAGAAAAAUAUGGAUUCUUUUUUUUUUUACUAUCAAAGAUUCUAUCUGUUAAGUGUUUAGAAAACAAUCCUACAGAAUCAUUACCAUAUGGACAAAAUGUAGGAGCACCUAACUAUUGGACUGGUCAGCCAGACCAAUCAGUACCACAAGGAAUGACAAAUUAUUACAAUACAAUAAAUCCUAACCUUCCACACAAUGCUUAUUUGAAUAAUAAUAAUAAUCAACAAUACAAUAACUAUCAUCAACAAUCUUCUGUACCACAACACUUCAUUUCGCCACAACAAUUUAAUCCGCCACAACAAUAUAAUUCACUGCAACAAUUAAAACCGCUACAACAAGAAAAUCUGCCACAACAAUUAAAUCCGCCACAACAAUUUAAUUCACCGCAACAAUUAAAACCACCACAACAAUUAAAUCCGUCACUACAAUUUGGACAAAACCAAUUGCAACCAAUGCCUCAACCAGUAAACCAUCAUAAAACAAACGUAAAUACAUUUCAGCCACCCUUGAAUAUAAAUCAGAAAAAUCAAAAUCAACAGUCUCAAAUACCACUGUCAAACAAUUUACAUUCACCACCACAGAGUAGUGGACAAGGAGUUUCUCAUACUCUCGGGACAAUUGGACCUUCGCUAAAAGAACACCAGAAACAAUUACCAACGAGUUUGGAUCAAAAAAUAACACAAGGUUUACCAAAUUUUGGCCAAGUUAUAAAUAACGCUAAAAAUCAAGCAAACAUACCACCAUCUCCUCCCCCAAUUCCUCCUAUUUCAAAUCUAUCACAAUUGCCUCCGAUUCCACCACAAUUGCCUCAAAAUCCACCACAAUUGUCUACAAAUCCAUUAGUCAAAGGCACUUCAACACCUAAUGGAAAUAAUAUGAAGAUUAAAGAAGAAGAAGAAUUACCAGAUUUUGGCCAAAUUAUGAAUAACCCUAAUAAUCCAGAAAAUUUACUACCAUCUCCUCCCCCGAUUCCUCCUAUUCCAAAUAUAUCACAAUUGCCUCAGAUUCCACCACAAUUGCCUCAAAUUCCACCACAAUUCUCUUCUAAUCCAUUAGUCAAAGGCACUUCAACACCUAAUGGAAAUAAUAUGAAGAUUAAAGAAGAAGAAGAAUUAUCAGAUUUUGGCCAAAUUAUGAAUAACCCUAAUAAUCCAGAAAAUUUACUACCAUCUCCAAUUCCUCCUAUUCUAAAUCAAUCACAAUUGCCUCAAAUUCCUCCAAAAUUGCCUCAAAUUCCACCACAAUUCUCUUCUAAUCCAUUAGUCAAAGGCACUUCAACAUCUAAUGGAAAUAAUAUGAAGAUUAAAGAAGAAGAAGAAUUACCAGAUUUUGUCCCAGCUAUGAAUAACCAUAAUAACCAAGAAAAUUUACCACCAUCUCCUCCUCCAAUUUAUCCUAUUCCAAAUCAAUCGCAAUUGCCUCAAACUCCACCACAAUUGUCUACGAAUCCAUUAGUCAAAGGCACUUCAACACCUAAUGGAAAUAAUAUGAAGAUUAAAGAAGAAGAAGAAUUACCAGAUUUUGUCCCAGCUAUGAAUAACCAUAAUAACCAAGAAAAUUUACCACCAUCUCCUCCUCCAAUUUAUCCUAUUCCAAAUCAAUCGCAAUUGCCUCAAACUCCACCACAAUUGUCUACGAAUCCAUUAAUCAAAGGCACUUCAACACCUAAUGGAAAUAAUAUGAAAAUUAAAGAAGAAGAAGAAUUACCAAAUUUUGUCCAAGCUAUGAAUAACCCAGAAAAUGUACCACCAUCUCCUCCCCCAAUUCCUGCUAUUCCAAAUCUAUCACAAUUGCCUCAGAUUACUCCACAAUUGUCUUCUAAUCCAUUAGUCAAAGGCACUUCAACACCUAAUUAUGGAAAUAAUAUGAAGAUUAAAGAAGAAGAAGAAUUACCAGAUUUUUUCCCAGCUAUAAAUAAACCAAAUAAUCCAGGAAAUUUACUACCAUCUCCUCCCCCGAUUCCUCCUAUUCCAAAUCAAUCACAAUUGCCUCAGGUUCCCCCAAAAUUGCCUCAGAUUACUCCACAAUUGUCUUCUAAUCCAUUAGUCAAAGGCACUUCAACACCUAAUUAUGGAAAUAAUAUGAAGAUUAAAGAAGAAGAAGAAUUACCAGAUUUUUUCCCAGCUAUAAAUAAACCAAAUAAUCCAGGAAAUUUACUACCAUCUCCUCCCCCGAUUCCUCCUAUUCCAAAUCAAUCACAAUUGCCUCAGGUUCCCCCAAAAUUGCCUCAAAUUCCACCACAAUUCUCUUCUAAUCCAUUAAUCAAAGGCACUUCAACACCUAAUUAUGGAAAUAAUAUGAAGAUUAAAGAAGAAGAAGAAUUACCAGAUUUUGUCCCAGCUAUAAAUAAACCUAAUAAUCCAGGAAAUUUACUACCAUCUUCUCCCCCGAUUCCUCCUAUUCCAAAUCAAUCACAAUUGCCUCAGGUUCCCCCAAAAUUGCCUCAAAUUCCACCACAAUUCUCUUCUAAUCCAUUAGGCAAAGGCACUACAACACCUAUUGGAAAUAAUAUAAAGAUUAAAGAAGAAGAAGAAUUACCAGAUUUUGUCCCAGCUAUGAAUAACCCUAAUAACCUAGGAAACGAAGAUAUUUUGAUAGAUAAUUCUCAAUCAGACAUACAAAAAUUUUUAAAUUCUGAAAAUAAUGAUAAAUUAAACCCAUUGAAUAAUAUGUUUAAAAAUCAAGAUGAUUCUCAAUUUGUAUCGAAUGAUGCACCGUCACAAUUACCUAUGAAUGUGCAAGUAGAAAACGUAAUAAUUAAUCCACAACCAGAUGACAUAACAAAUGGUUCGAGUCUCAAUGAUAAUACUGAAAAUUUACAAAAUGCAUUGAACAAUAAUUUAGUACCUUCAUAUUUUGAAGAUACAGAAUUCAAUGAAGAAUCAAAACUGGAAAAAGCAAUUUUUGGGUCAUUGCCUCUGUUAGAGAAUGCUAAUAAAGAAAACAAUAAAUUAAAUUCAUUGGAAAAUUUAACAUUUGACGAACCACCUGCAGAAUGGGAAAGUCUAUCCAAGUAUGAUAAAUCAUAUAUUGUUGACAAAGAAAAUUCCAAAUAUUCGAAAGAGAAUAAUGCUAAAUUAACUGUCUUCGCCAAUCCAAAUGAUAUUCAUAUACUUCAACAAUCUCCUAAGCAGUCGUCAACUAAUGUUAAUAGUUAUCCAAAUAAUAAUAUUUUAUUAAAUACUCCAUCAAAAGACAUGCCAUUAUGGUAUAUUCCCUCAUUUCCAAAUAGCGUUGAUUAUGUUCAACCUUUUAAUUCGAAUGCUUAUAAAGAACCACCUAGUUCAUUAUUAAGCGUUAAUCAAAAUCCGGUAGUUUAUAAUCAAAUUCCAAUGAAUCUGGCAAAUAGUAAUUAUUAUAAUCAACAAGUUGAUUCUACAUCUAUUGAUCAAAAUCAGAUGACCUCUAAAAUACAAUCACCCAAUUUGUUACCAGAUACUAAUCAACCAAGUUCUGUUGACAACAGUGGAUCUAUUUACAAGAAAGUAGACUUAAAGAACCCUCCUCCAAAUAUUUAUAGUUCAUGGUGUUUACCAAAAAAAGAUUACACAAAAAAUGUACGUCCAAACCAAAACGAUAGGAAUACAAAUUAUGAUGGUAAUUCACGUACAAGCAUUUUUGGAACACCAUUGUCGUCUUACCAGAAUAGUAUUCAGGGAAUUUUAAAUUCACCUUCAAACGAUAUGUUUGUACAAAAUAUGAUAUCCGUAAUUUCAAAUUCAGUUCAAGCACCAUUGGAUGGGACCAAGGCAAUAUUUGACAUAACACGUGUAAAUUUCCCACGUUCUCCAGUGAGUCAUGUAAUUCGUUUAACUCAUGCUAUCGUACGAUCUGUGAUGCUAAAUCUUCGGCAGACUUUAAAUACAGUCAUGAACACUUUAUAUGGCCGUCGAGCUAAACGAGAUUUAAAUCCUUUCGAUGUGUUAUAUAAUUUACCGGGUGCCCUCGUUAACAAAUACUCUGACCAAUCUACUGCUCUGCAGAAGACGAAAAAUGCAAAUUUGCCAUACUAUAAUCAACCGACUACAGCAGCAGCUUUAUUCACAGGUCAACAACCGACAGUAGAUUAUUCUGUAAGUCAACCUGCAACUGAAAAUAUGUUAGGGCAACAACAGAUGUACUACGGUAGCAGAACCGACAGAAAUUACUACGGAUCACAAUAUGAUAACAUUGGAAUCGUAUCACAAUCGGCGAACACUCAAAAUUAUGUUUUAAAUUCUUUGGCCGAUGCGAUCACCUCUGCAGUACGUUCAAAUGUACCUGAUCCUUAUUCAAUCGACUCCCCAGAAGUAAAAGAAUACAUACAGCAAGUGAUCGUAACUAUUGAAAUAGUGUUCAAAAAUCAGAUUGAUAACAUACUUCGUGGACAAUCACCAACAUUGAAUAUGUACUAAAUAAAAAAUAAUAAAUCAAUAAGAAUAGUUUUUUUUUAAA
Rhopalosiphum padi (bird cherry-oat aphid) is the source of this 4592-nucleotide messenger RNA. RefSeq names its product transcription factor mef2A-like. The record is from RefSeq and is a predicted model, not a curated record. The coding region runs from base 152 to 4552 and encodes 1466 amino acids. Lineage: Eukaryota; Metazoa; Arthropoda; Insecta; Hemiptera; Aphididae. The transcript has 5 exons.